Candidula unifasciata is the source of this 1164-nucleotide messenger RNA. The record is from the annotation of a GenBank genome assembly. Lineage: Eukaryota; Metazoa; Mollusca; Gastropoda; Stylommatophora; Geomitridae.
ACACUAGGUUUAGAGAAUCAUGGAGUGAUAGUCUCUAGCGGUGAGACCUGGAAAGAGCAGAGAUCCGUGGGUUUGUCCAUCCUAAGAGCUUUCGGGAUGGGCAAGAACAUUCUGGCUGAUAAAAUACAAGAAGAGGUUGUCUGUUACAUCAAUUAUCUAGCAAGUCUGCAGGGCAAACCCACAGAAAUCCGAGUUAUAACUAAUAUUAGUACGUCAAAUAUUAUUUGCUCCAUUCUGAUUGGUCAUAGAUUUGAGUACACUGACAAAGAAUUUCAAGAGCUCAUGCACAAACUGGAAGAACUUUUUGGCGACCAACAGAAUGUCAGUUUAGUCCACUUCUUCGUGUGGCUCAGACAUCUCCCUGGAGAUUUCUUCAAGGCAAAAAGGAUGACAGUAAACAUGAAAGCAAUAAUGGAUUCGCUAAAUAAGUUUCUUCUAGAGAAAAAACACACAGAAGACGCCAAUGAAGUCUGCACUCUAAUAGAUGCAUACAUUAUUGAAAGAAACAAAAAGUUGAAAGCUGGUAUUUCGACCACACUUAAUGAUCGGAACUUACUGAAGAUCAUGAUGGAUCUUUUUCUAGCUGGAACCGAAACGACAAGUACAACAAUCUACUGGUGUGUUCUGUACAUGCUCCACUACCCUGACGUUCAAAACAAAGUGCAUGAGGAAAUCAAAAGUCAGAUAGGAACCGAUCGAGCCCCAACCAUACAGGAUAAAACUAAACUAACAUACCUGCAUGCUGUCAUUAUGGAAACCCAACGGCUGGCGAGUAUUGUCCCACUUGCAGUCACCCACUUAUGUAGUGAAGAAGUAGCUUUGGGAGAGUAUGUUCUACCCAAAGGAACCUACAUCAUGCCCAACCUGGACUCUGUUCUCCACGACAAGACCAUCUGGGGAGAAGAUGCCAUGAGUUUCAGACCCGAACGCUUCAUUGACAACAACGGCAAACUUCAGGUUCCUGAACAGUUCAUCCCGUUCGGCAUUGGUCGUCGUGUGUGUCUUGGCGAGGCCCUGGCAAAGAUGGAACUGUUCCUCUUUCUGUCUUCCAUGUUCCAGAAGUUCCAGUUCCUCCCAUCAGCUUCGGUUCCUGAGCUCAGUUAUGUAAGCGGUAUUAUUGUGUCACCUAAGCAUUACGAUGUGAGGCUGUUAGAGAGAAAGUAA